Molecule: messenger RNA, 763 nt
Organism: Balearica regulorum gibbericeps (East African grey crowned-crane)
Lineage: Eukaryota; Metazoa; Chordata; Aves; Gruiformes; Gruidae
Source: RefSeq, a predicted model, not a curated record
AGCAGCAUGCUGCAGUUUCUAGGUUUGUACAAGAAAUCUGGAAAACUUGUGUUCCUGGGUUUGGAUAACGCGGGCAAAACCACUCUGCUGCACAUGCUUAAAGACGACAGGCUGGGCCAGCACGUCCCGACACUACAUCCCACAUCAGAGGAGCUGACGAUUGCCGGAAUGACCUUUACGACUUUUGAUCUGGGUGGACAUGAACAAGCUCGCCGGGUGUGGAAGAACUACCUGCCAGCCAUCAACGGGAUCGUCUUCCUGGUGGACUGCGCAGAUCACUCCCGUCUUAUGGAAUCCAAAGUUGAGCUUAACGCGCUAAUGACAGAUGAAACAAUAUCCAACGUGCCAAUCCUUAUUUUGGGUAAUAAAAUCGACAGACCGGAGGCCAUCAGCGAGGAGAAACUGCGGGAGAUCUUUGGGCUCUACGGACAGACCACGGGAAAGGGAAACGUGCCGCUGAAGGACCUGAACGCGCGUCCCAUGGAGGUGUUCAUGUGCAGCGUGCUGAAGAGGCAAGGCUACGGCGAAGGCUUCCGCUGGCUAUCGCAGUACAUUGACUGAUACUCGGACGGACAUAAAGAGUUUGUUACUCCUCUGGACUGAUCCUCUCCACAGCUUCCUACGGACUUUUCUAUUCGAACACGGAAAGGUUUUUCUCGACCGCAUCACCGGCAUCGACCAAGAGACUCCUGGUUUUCGGCCGCCCUUAUCGCGCAGUGGUGACGCAACUCUUUUCCACGCGACGGGGAGACGGCACCGUUCC